CCAUAGGCUGAAGAUUGCCAUUAGUGGGCGCGAAGGAGAGAAAGUGGCUAGCGCUGGCAGCACUGCGGUGUGUUCGUGUUUAACGCUGGUCUAUCCUCUCCUGUUUCAACCAUUCGGUUCUCGCAUUUCUCGAUCAAUGAAACUUCGGCCACAUUGCCAGUCUUCAUUCCUAUGUUUGCUUAUAUCGUUUGUGUCGUGGUGCACACUCUCGAUACAAGGCUCGACGCUCGGCCAGCGUGAUUUCACCCAGUUGACCUCCGAACAAAUUUUGGCUCUAGCGGCUGCAACGGACCCAGUCGCAAACGUAGAUACCAACAAUCCCGCUUCUCAUCUUUCUAAGAUCCUCAUACCGCGUGCUGUGGGUAGUGAAAACAUAACCGUCGUUCGUGAAUAUAUCGUGUCCACCUUGAAGGUUUUGGAUUGGCACGUCGAGGAGGACACAUUUACCGACAACACUCCUUAUGGCCCCCGUUCAUUCACCAACAUUAUCGCGACGAAAGACCCAGCCGCCUCUCGUCGUGUCAUAUUGUCUGCGCACUAUGACAGCAAGUUCUUCCCCGACUACCCAGAUAAUCAGUUCGUAGGUGCGACGGAUUCCGCAGCACCCUGCGCAAUGAUGCUCGACCUAGCAGAGACUUUAAACCCACUUCUUGACCAGCGCAAGCAACGUUUUGAGGAUGAAUAUGAAGAUGAUGAAGAUGAAGAUGUGGCAGACACAACCCUCCAACUUGUGUUUUUUGAUGGCGAGGAAGCUUUCAAAGAUUGGACUGACACAGACUCUGUGUAUGGCGCUAGACAUCUCGCGGACAAAUGGUCGACAACUUACAUAGCACCUAAUUCUAAACGACGGUUGCUCGGGCAUGCAAGUCUGACAGAGUUAUCGACUGUAGAGCACAUCAUCCUCCUUGACCUCCUCGGCGCCCCGAACCCGACAAUACGAUCCUAUUUUAUCGAUACAGCUUGGUUAUUUGAUGCCAUGAUUUCCGCCGAAACUCGGCUCAAGGAUGCUGGUGCUCUUGAUGCAGCUGAAACGUCUGCGAACUUCCGCAGUUUCUUCUUGCCUCGAACGGGCUCUGGGAAUGAAUAUAGCUACGGGUACAUCGGAGAUGAUCAUGUACCCUUUCUGAAGAAAGGUGUCAACAUUCUUCAUGUCAUCGCAUAUCCUUUCCCGCGUAUCUGGCACACUCUUGGCGAUGAUGCCUCAGCACUUGACGUAUUAACCAUGCGCCGGUGGAAUAUGAUACUACGCGUGUUCAUGUCCGAAUAUCUGAAUCUUCGGCCUGAGAUAUCACAACCAACCCCCAAGCACGAUCAUCAUCUCCAGCGUUCCGCCAGUGAAUUGUGACCAUGUUAUAGAAAUAGGUUGACCGAUCAAGACCAUACAAUUUGAUUUAUUGAUACAAGGCCAUGCUACAAACGUGUGCGAAUUACAGAGAAUGGACAAAAACUGAGAACGU
Messenger RNA from Suillus clintonianus, 1457 nucleotides. RefSeq lists its product as uncharacterized. The record is from RefSeq and is a predicted model, not a curated record. Gene Ontology annotation, molecular function: glutaminyl-peptide cyclotransferase activity; zinc ion binding. Bases 137 to 1345 code for a protein of 402 amino acids. The transcript has 6 exons. Lineage: Eukaryota; Fungi; Basidiomycota; Agaricomycetes; Boletales; Suillaceae.